This is a messenger RNA of Mixia osmundae IAM 14324, 4610 nucleotides long. RefSeq lists its product as uncharacterized. Gene Ontology annotation, biological process: positive regulation of GTPase activity; Ras protein signal transduction. The transcript is spliced from 6 exons. NCBI's taxonomy places the organism in Eukaryota, Fungi, Basidiomycota, Mixiomycetes, Mixiales, Mixiaceae. The record is from RefSeq and is a predicted model, not a curated record. The coding region runs from base 394 to 4563 and encodes 1389 amino acids. Gene Ontology annotation, molecular function: guanyl-nucleotide exchange factor activity. Gene Ontology annotation, cellular component: plasma membrane.
UUCACCUCCUUGCUCGAGUGCUUGAACGGUACCCAAAGAACCUCAGAGGCUUCAGGCUGCAAGCGAUAGGCGCCCCCACAGACUUUUGUACGGUGCCGAGGCAUCAUAGCCCAAGUGCUGUCCGUUAGCAGCCUCGAGACGCUUGGUCAUUUCGUCGCGCGACCUACUGGACGACAUCGACAGCUCACAAGGCGCAGCCUGACGAUGACCUGCAUCGCAUGAGCCACUGUCGCGCCCUCGCUCCAGCAUAAGAAUAGAGACGGGCCUGAGCAGGCCUCAGGAGACCGUGCGCAUCUCAAAUGCCCGCGUAAAGCUAGCGUGCAGCGACGGCUUCAAAACUUCAUCGACACCCAGAGCUGAGCCGGUCGUCGCAGGCUGGCCGAUCAGACCAAAAUGACUUCAAGCGUGUCUGCGCCAAUGAAUACCACGGCGAGCAGCACAGGCUCAGCUCCUAGCGCGUCAUCGCCAUCCAGCCAGCGCCUCCUGUCUCGAAGCCCUGAAAGGCUCAGCAGAGACAGCACGACGCUCAAAGACUCAUCAGCUAAGGCUGUCAAUCGCGAAGGUUCUUCUUCAACUCAGAGCAGCCGUCCCAGGGUCUUCAGGAGCCUGUCGGUCUCGCUGUCCAACAAGCAUAUCGCGAAAGCUGCGCCUAGAGCAGACAUAGAUCUGUACUCGGCUGGGGAGCAUCCUCAGCCAAGUAGCGAUCGACCCAGUUCUUCCCGACAUACAAGCAUGACGGCCAUACUCAACUCUUUGUCUACAACUCGUUUACCGUCAAGCUUAUCCGUCAGAAGCAAGCCCUCUCGCGCGCUCGAUACUAACGCUUCAUCUGUGGCCAUGUCACCGGAGAGUUCAAGUCAGUCUGUCGACUUUGUAGAGACUACCAGUCUGGCUGCGGCAAAAGCGCUCGCAGCUUACUACAAUUCGCACAUCGACACCGCCCAGCACCCUUCACGACCAGUCUCGCCUCCGCAGCCAUCUACCCCAGAGCUCAAUGCUUCCAAUGCGUCGAGGGAGGUCCUCGACAGCGGCGCUUCGUACAUCGUCUCUGUCCGCAGCAUCGACGGCGGCAGACCCGUCUAUCGCAUCAGACCUCGAUCCCCACCGACAAGCGUGACCGCACUCCCUGGCGAUGUAUCUCCACUUCGUCCAGACACUUUCCUUAAAGGCAGCGAGACGACGCGCUCGAUACUUGGCCACUCCUCUGAGCCAUACGUCCGUCCUAGACGGACGAGCAACGGUCUCGCGGCAGCUGCAGCUCUGCGCAAGCCACUACGCAUCUAUAGAUCCAUUCCAGGCCUUCGUGGUCAAGCUUCGCGCGACAAGGUUGGCCGCGAGCGCGCGAGCGACGAAUCUACCGGCAGCACACAAUUUAGGACAGUGCCGCGCAUCAUGCCGGAUGCUGCCGGCUACUUUAGGCCAUGCCAACAUGCUGACGCUUCAGAGCCAGGCUCGCCACAGCCUAUCGAUGAAGCAUAUGCCCCUGCUACCGGCAUGCUCACGCCUGCUUAUAGGUUGCACCGUCGACGCAGUGAUACGACUACGUGCGAUGUCUUCGGUGCACUGCUAGGCUGGCAGCAAUCGGAUGUACAAGCGACAGCGACUGAACCGGACGGGCCCCAUAAUCCGUUGGCUGCCUGUCAUCAAGUCAAGCCGGCGGUUUCGUCAGACUCAAUGCGCACCGCCAAGGCAGAUCCAGAUGCUCCUGCAGGUGUAUCCGAGUCCACUUAUCAGGCUUUUCGCCUCUUCUCGGACCUUGGCGCAGCUGAUCCUUCGGGUCCUGCGCGCAUAUGGGCGGAAGACGGACGCUUCGCGGUCUACGCCCUCAAUCAAGAGAACGAUACUCGCAUCUCGAGCGAAGAGGCGGCAGCUAUUGCGCCCUCGCGACGCUGGAGCGCCAUGCUUGCCCUCUAUGCUCAAGCACGUUCGAAUCAUCGAACGCGCGACAGAGUCGCUAUGAUGACUAGUGACACAAGUUUGCUCGCAGCUGCAACUAUCGAACGAUGGAUCGCAGAGGUGACUAGCAGGUCUCAUCCCGACACGCUCGCUACGUUCUUCCUUACUUAUCGCCAAUUUUCCACCCCAGAGACGUGUCUGGAUAUGUUGCUCGCUCGCUUCGAUUGUACAUUGCUACACGAGCAUGACUCCAGCGCUCACACUAUCGUUCGUAUUCGCACCUUCGUUGCGCUUCGCUUCUGGCUGCUCAACUAUUUCCGCGAGGACUAUCUGCCGAACCGAUAUUUACGCCUAACUUUAGCAGCCUGGAUCAACGACAUUGCGCAAAAUCCGAAGAUCCGAGAAUCUGCGAAAGACCAUAGUCUGAUCAAGAACCUCAAGAAAAUCAUAAGACGUCUGCGCGAAGCCUUUGCCGGCUUGCAGUAUAGUAUAGAUGCGGCCGGGAUGCGCUCUGCAUCCUCUGCUGGCUCAGCAAAAGCAUCGAACAAUGCUCCGGACUUGUCCACGCUCGAAGAAGAGGCCUCGGCAGAUCUAGACUUCGACAUGAUUUCCGAGCAACCGACUAUCAAUGCUGGUCGAAUACCGUAUGUCACUCUUAUCGGUAUUGAAGUAGACCAGGCCUCGUCUACUCAGACGUCGCCGCUCAGCAGGCCGAGCGUCGACUCGCAAUCAACGAAUAGCUACACAGACAUCUUUCGUCCGUCAGACUUGCCCAACCAAAGCAGGCUCGCAUCGACAGCGGUAGAAGUGCGCUGGAGCUCGUCAGACAAGGGUAAAUCUUUUAGCGAGCAUAACACGCCCGCUACUUCGGAGAGUGAGCGCUUCUCCUCCGACAACGAUAGACCCAACGAGAUCUGCGGUGCCCCAGAGUCGGUAGGAAGCAACAACGUUGAAACGCGAGGCAGCGUAGAAUUGCCAGGCCUUUUUGCCGCCUCGCGAUGGAAGACGACUCGGCAGACUGACAGCAGGAUUGUGCAACUAGAUGAUCUAGACCUGUCCGACGAUUCAGACAUUGAUUCCGCUAUCUUGGAAGAGUCAAAAGUACGUCGCAAGCCAGGCAUGCAAGGCUUAAAGCUUCGGCGACUCGACGCAGCUUUUGAGCAGGAUAUAGCGACGAGCAGGUCCGAAAGCGCAGACGAUGCUAGCAUCAGCAGCAAAGCGGACAGCUCGCAAGGAUUGCCAAAGCCACAAGCCCCAAUAAUUCCCAAUUUUGUUUCCGAAGGCCUAUGGGAUUCCGACGAGGAAGAAGAAGGAGACGUGCAGGCAGCUCUGCGGCGACUUGAGGGCGACAUAGACCCUUCUGCACAAGAGCAGAAAGCUUUGCGCGUGGAAGCACAAAUGCAAAAGUCUCAAGAUGCCCUGUUGCCUAAUGCACAGGCUCGCGGUGCUGCCAUGCCCAGCUCUGAUGACGAUGGCGAUGACGACGACGACGACGAGUACGACGAGACUGUGGAAGGUACGCCGCAAGGUGACGACAUUACGUCUGAUGCAGACCCCAACCGAGCCGACAGCGCAAUUGGCUUUACGCCUCGACGCGCAAGUGUUACCGACGCGACUCCCGCAACGCCUUCAUCGCAGAGUCUCACAUCAAGCCAGUCCAGAUCCGCCUCAGUCGAUCUGCCCAGUCAGAGCAUUAUUCCUCGGCUCGACGCACCCUUUCAACAGCGUAGGACUAUUGCGCGGCUCCACAUACUCGCUUGCAAGACUUCUGUCCUCGCUGAGCAAUUCGCGCUCAUCGAGGCCGACUUACUACAAGCCGUCACGUAUCAAGAUCUGCUCGGAGGUGACUGGAAGAGUGCCACUCCUCGUGUCUUGGACUGGGCGAGUUACCUCAAAGAACGUGCACGGGCGAAAGCCCAGGGCAAUAUACAAGACAGCGCGGUUGCUGCCAUCAUAGCGCGAUUCAAUCUAAUUGCCAACUGGACAGCAUCCGAGGUCACAAAUGUCGUCAAUCUCGAGAGCAGAACAGCCGUCCUGUCCAAAUUGAUCAGACUGGCAUGGAAAUCGUACCAGUUAUCAAAUCUGCAGACGAUGACGCAGAUCAUACACGGACUGCAGACAGAUCCUGUCAUUCGCCUGCGCAGGACGUGGCACAGAUUACCAGGCUGGGAAACUAAGCUCUUCAACAACCUCAAGAUCCUGGCAUCGUCAUCGCAUGACUUUCGCCUCCUUCGCCUUAAGCACGGCGAGCUCUUGAGGUCCUCGCAACCGGCAGCGAUGACGAAGCAAUCCUUGAAGAGCGCUUUACGGAGUCCGAGCACAGCUUGCAUACCCUUCAUGGGCGUGGCUUUGCGCGAUCUUGCCUCUCUCGCUGAGCAAGAGAACACUGUGACGCGGUGCACAGCUCCAGACGCCAUGAUAGCUCCAUCGGUCGAGCCAUUACCUCCUGGCUGCUCAGAUGUCGCGGCUUCUCUGACUCUCUCGCCAUUGCUGAAUGUUCAAAAGGCGCGUCAGCAAGCCAAUUUGAUCCAGCAGACCCUCCUUGCACAGGAGCUCGCCGCUCUUUAUCCCUUCGAUCCUGAAGCGCAGCUAUUCAGGCGCUGCCUAACUGUCACUGCGGUCGACCGCAAAACCCUCGCAAAACGAUCGCUAGCUUGUGAACCGUAGACGUGAAAUCAACGACUGUUGUGCCAAUAUUAUGCCUUAGACGAACA